Molecule: messenger RNA, 1128 nt
Organism: Moneuplotes crassus
Lineage: Eukaryota; Ciliophora; Spirotrichea; Euplotida; Euplotidae
Source: the annotation of a GenBank genome assembly
UCUUUGCAGUAUCGAUUCAGAUCGUAUCAAGUGGGCUUACUGCCCUCGGAUAUGCAUUACAAAAGCAAGCUCAUACAUAUGCAGCUAAAAAUUCGGUGAAAUCAAUUAAGCUCAUCAGAUUUUGGGUAGGACUUGUUAUUAUGCUUGGAGGAACCCCAUUGAACAUUUGGGCUUUAACAAUGGCAGACCAAACUCUUCUAAGCGCACUCGCUCCUUUUUCAAUCAUCUUCACCCUUGUCCUCGGAAGAUUCAUGCUAAAAGAGGAGAUCUUACUAAAGCAUUACAUCUCAUGCUUCUUCAUGAGCGUUGGCUCAAUCCUCGCCUUAAUAUUCGCUUCAAAGCACUCAGAGACACUAAAAAUACAAGAAAUCCAGUCCAGAAUUCUCAGUACCAUCUCCAUAAUAACCACUACUACCAACAUAAUCCUUCUCACCCUCCUUCUUCUCCUCUCCUUCAAGAUAAUCAGAGACAUAAAGGUUGCUUCCAAGUCCUUCACUGACACCCAGAUGAACCAAUGUCUCUUAAAGGACAACUACCUCCAAUCCAUCCAAAGAAGUGACUUCACUAGAGAUUCCGAAACUUUAAGAGUCACAGUAGAGAUUUCAGAAUUUCAGGAAGAAACUCAAGGGCAAUUCUUCUGAAAUCCUCAUUGGCUCAAGCUAGCUGUGUUUGCAUUCCCGUGGUUUUCCGGAUUCAUGUCAGGAAUGACCUCUCUGUUCGCAAAAUGAACGAUUAUGACUUUUAGUCAUUUGAAAGACAAUAGUAGCUCUGCUUUGACCUUUAUCAUCCCCAUACUGCUAUUAGUGACUGCUAUCGGUGAGAUUGUUAGUCUAAACCUUGGCUUCAAGUAUUUCGAUACUGCCAUUGUUGUUCCAAUAUUCAAGGCCUCAAUUGUCUUUCAUAAUACAAUGUGAGGUGGUCUCUUACUUCAAGAAUUCUUCAAUUACAAUAAUCUUAACAUUAUGAUGUACAUUGUUGGAAUCACCAUCUGUAUAAUCGGCAUCCUCAUAAUGCUCCUAGGAAAAGACAGCUCAAAGCCCCUUCAGAAGAAACUGAAGAUUGCCGGCCAAGAAGUUAACCAGACUUUACUCGAAGAAGAAUAAAAGUUAUUUUAAGUACAGAUUUAGG